Messenger RNA from Lolium perenne, 1807 nucleotides. Its product is annotated as F-box protein At5g49610. NCBI's taxonomy places the organism in Eukaryota, Viridiplantae, Streptophyta, Magnoliopsida, Poales, Poaceae. The record is from RefSeq and is a predicted model, not a curated record. Gene Ontology annotation, molecular function: protein binding.
CCAGCCCAAACCCAGGUCUGUCCCAUUUCCCCUCCUUCCUCUGUUCGUCCCCAUGGCGGCGGCACGCCCGCACGGCUAGCCUAGGGUGCCAGCAGCUCUACCACAGCCGCCCUGCGUAGCUACCGCUGACCGCCAUCGUCCUGGAGCACCGCCCGCCUUCGGCCUCUCGGUCCCCGACUCCCUAGGGCUUCUUGCACCGCCGCCGUCGCCGCUGCCACGCAUCGCUGCCGUCGACCUUCCUGCACCACUACCGCUGCGUAGAAUUGCCCACAACACCGCCACCGUCGACCUGCUGAUCACCUCCUCUAAGCACUAGUCCUCCUCCCUCCUCCGGUGUACCCUACCCUUCUCCGUUCUCACCAAGCUAGGCUUGUUAACAUGUCUGCGAAUGUGCAAGAGAGCUCUGGCGCUGGUGAUGCUGUUGAUACACGUUCUGCGACGCCGGUGGCUUCCGUGGCGGAGGCCGCAAGAGCAGGAGAGAUGCCUCCCCACCGCGAUCUCCCGGACGAGAUCGCCAUCUGGGAGAUCCUCGUUCGCCUGCCCCCCAAGGCUCUCCUCCGCUGCCGCACGGUCUGCCGCGCCUGGCGCUUCGCCACCUCCUCCCGCGACUUCCUCCUCGCCCACCACAGCCACCAGCCCACUCUCCCCCUCCUCUACCUGCACGACGCUACUUAUGAUCUCAGCCAGUCCCUAGACAUCGUGCCUUUGGACCACCGGGCGGGGGUCUCCGCCGCUGACCAGCUCCAUCUUGUCGCCAGGCUUGGCUCCUGUAACAACUACAUGCAUCUGGAGGCGUCCUGCGACGGCCUCCUCGUCCUCGCCACUGUUGGUGACCCGUGUUUCGCUCCUGCCUUGUACUUCUCCGUCUGCAACCCGGCCACCCGUCAGUACGCCCCCCUCCCAUUGCUUCGUGGCUUCAGGCUCGCGGGAAUGUACCCGCACCCUCCUAUGGGCGAGUACCGGCUGUUGCUGUACCCUGACGGGACUUGGAUGCACGAUGAACGGCCAGCUGGCAUUCAAGAAGCGUGCUAUGUUUACACGGUGGGCUCCUGCCAGCCACCGAGGCACAUUGGGUGGCUGGAGGCGGAGGAGCUGAUUCAUUUGCUCGUAUCUGUCCUUUGCCGUGGCAACCUGCACUGGUUCGUAGCGAUGGUCGAGGUCAUAAGCAACAUCAUAAUGGUAUUCGACGCCACAGCUGAGGUGUUCAGGCAGAUGCCCGCUCCGCCCGUUCGUGCCACUGCUGACCUGUUUGAGGUGGAUGGAAUGCUUGGCAUGGCCAGCUUCAAUGAUGCGGUGACAACCAUCGAUAUCUGGAUGAUGCAGGACUAUGACAGCGAAGUAUGGGCCUUCAAAUGCCGGGUUGAAUUGCCGGUUGCAGAGCUCACCGGGCGGUUUGGACUUAGCAAGUACUGGAAUCUGGUGGUUUCGUCUUCGGAUGAUAAUGAUGUGCUCAUUCUGGUACAAACAAGCGAGUGGCUACUUCAGAUUGACAUAGUUGGCAAGUUGGUCGCCAAGUUCUAUACAAAAUGUCUUGGUAUUUCUCAACUUCGUCUCAAGCAAACUCUUGUUCAGCAUAGCUUCUUUCCGACAAUAGAGGGUUAUGUUGUGAACACUUGGCCUUUCAUCGCACCCAAAUGCUUAUGUUGUCAACACUUAGCCUUUCCAUUUCAGUGUGGUGGUGCUUCUUAAAGGCCUGGCUGUUUGUAUCCUCAUGAACUGUAAUAUGUAUGAAGUGUAUCCACCACUAGCUUCUUUGUUUAAUGUAACAUGGUUGCGCUAUAUUUCUCAAUAUUCUUUUGGGCUGAAA